Molecule: messenger RNA, 841 nt
Organism: Lycium ferocissimum
Lineage: Eukaryota; Viridiplantae; Streptophyta; Magnoliopsida; Solanales; Solanaceae
Product: small ribosomal subunit protein uS17-like
Exons: 5
Coding region: 1-597 (198 amino acids)
Biological process (GO): translation
Cellular component (GO): cytosolic small ribosomal subunit; ribosome
Molecular function (GO): structural constituent of ribosome
Source: RefSeq, a predicted model, not a curated record
AUGUUUAAUUUCCUUGUCGUUGUUUUCCAUAAAAAUCUGUUCAAGUAUUUGACGAAAUAUAGCAUAUGUUUUUUUUUCUGUGCAAGUCCGUAUGUUGGAGGAAUUAGGACUAAGAUUUGCGCUUUUUUGUUUAUCUUGUUGGACAAUUCUAAGAAAACUGGAAAGGGAAAGAGACUAGGAAAGGGAGGGAAUCGAUACUUUAAGAGCAUUGCUUUAGGAUUCAAGACUCCUCGUGAGGCCACUGAUGAUACAUACAUUGACAAGAAAUGCCCAUUCACUGGAAAUGUUUCUAUCCGAGGUCGUAUCCUUGCUGGUACAUGCCACAGUGCUAAGAUGAACAGAACCAUCAUUGUUCGACGCAACUACCUACAUUAUGUCAUGAAGUACCAGAGGCAAGAGCUUGUCACUUUAAAUAUAUAUGAGAAGAGGCACUCUAAUAUUCCUGCUCACAUAUCACCAUGCUUCCUUGUGAAAGAGGGUGAUCAUGUUAUUAUUGGACAAUGCAGGCCUUUGUCCAAAACUGUGAGGUUCAAUGUCUUAAAAGUGGUUCCAGCUGGUUCUGCUGGUGGGGAAAAAAAGGCUUUUACCGGAAUGUGAGCUUGGUGCUCCCAUUUUAAAUAUUACUUCUAAGAAUGAUGUCAGGACACUUCUGCUCUUACUGAGUUGUCUUCAUUGGUUUCCCUUUAGCUUCAAAUUUUGAAACUUAAUGCUAGCAAGUUCUUUUAUUAAGCCUAUGUACUAUUAGCUUAUAAGAUGAUUGAACCUUAUGAAAAAAUGAUAUUUGGUGACUUGAGUUGGCAGCGCUUUUAUUGUCAGUUGAGUUUUACUAAUUUGUGGGGUA